Messenger RNA from Zea mays, 1313 nucleotides. RefSeq lists its product as uncharacterized. The transcript is spliced from 3 exons. NCBI's taxonomy places the organism in Eukaryota, Viridiplantae, Streptophyta, Magnoliopsida, Poales, Poaceae. The record is from RefSeq and is a predicted model, not a curated record. Bases 1 to 891 code for a protein of 296 amino acids.
AUGGCGCGCGCGCUCCGGGCAGAUGAAGACCGCACACCAGCCACCUCUGAAGCACCAGUCCGCACGCGUCAUCACGCUAACAAGUGGGGCCCGCUGCUCGGUCUCAUGGACACGUGCUCGUACCUUUGUGCUCACAAACAUGUGGGCCCUUCGGUCAGCGACGCGGUGUUCGUGCGCACGACUCCGACUUCGCCGCCAUGGACACCGACCUGGUUGCGAGCGUUCUUUGACCGGGUUGUUAAGAUUUCCGCGGGUCUCGGUAACCACCACUGCACAACCCCUCCCUCGGCACCAGCUGAUUAUAAAAUCGGGUAUUGGUCCGUCAAGGGCGCCGCAUCGCCGCAGAGUGAUGGUUGUGUGACCUCCACUGAGGAUUGCCGCCACUACCCUGCUCCCUCUCCCAAGCCGCCGCCACUCCUUCUCCCUCCCCUUUCUCUCUCUUCUCCUUCUCCCUACCCCUUUCUCUACCCCGAGCCCCCACCCGACCUGGCCGCGCAGCCCCUGCCGGCGUGCACCCGACGUGACCGCGCCUGGAACACCGCCCAGGCGCCCCGCCUCUGCAUCCGCCCGCCAGCCGACGGCGGGGACGACAGCGCUGGUGCUGCUGCUGCUGCCUCCACCAGCCGACGGCGGGGAUGGGAGCUCGUCGUUGUCCGCGCCGGCGUGAUGCUGCGAGGAGCUAGCGGCGGCCGCCGCCGCCGCUGCAGGCCAGUACUCCUCCGACAGCUGCGUCGCGCUGUGGCCUGCAUGGAAGGUCACAGAGGACAAGACUCUGGUAAGGAAAAGAUUGAUAUCAAGCAACAACACUCGUGUCAAGGCAGAGUCUGGCACCUGUUAACGAUGAUGAGUUUAGUGCAACCUCAGAUCAUGCUUUGUAUCUGUAACUGGUAGAAACAAAGUUGUUGCAACAUCAUCCAUUGCCGAUGAUUUGACAGAGGUUGACAUGCCAUCAAAACGCAGGAGGCUGUUGAAUCAAGACACAAGACUAUCUAGAGCAGAAUACCUUGAUGACAACAACUCAUGUGUUACUGGUAUAUCAGCAGAAGGCAAACUUCUUGUGGAUAAGAAAAAACUUCAAGCUGGAUUGAUGUCGAUGUGGUGCUUUUGUGACUGAUCAUCUUUAGAGCUUUUGUGAAUGAUCUAGCUAGCUAUCUGUAAAUGAUCUAGUUGUGAAUGAUAUUAUAAUUGUGAUGCUUUUGUGAAUAUAUAAUUGUGGUGCUUUUGUGUUUAUGUGAUGGAUCUAUGACUAUGGUAUACUGAUUAACUGUGUAUGUUUUUAUGAUUAAUGUAUAAAAAUCUGUGAUUUGUGGUGC